Molecule: messenger RNA, 1795 nt
Organism: Ziziphus jujuba (common jujube)
Lineage: Eukaryota; Viridiplantae; Streptophyta; Magnoliopsida; Rosales; Rhamnaceae
Product: chromo domain-containing protein LHP1
Exons: 5
Coding region: 7-1458 (483 amino acids)
Biological process (GO): heterochromatin formation
Cellular component (GO): nucleus
Source: RefSeq, a predicted model, not a curated record
ACAAAGAUGAAAGUAAAGGGAGGAGGGAGGAGAAAGAGUUGGGAGGCAUUGCCUGUUUCAGCUGCUAUUGCUGCUGCUGAAGCUGAUUUACCUGCCGAUUCCAACUACAAUCCCCUCAAUCACUCUUCAUCUUCUGCCCCUUCUCUUCUUCCUCUCCAUGAGCAUGCCCCCCAACUACAACCCCAUCAUCACGACGAUGCCCUAGGCCUCCUCCACUCUCAACCCCAACCCCAACCCCAACCCCAGACCCAACCCCAACCCCAAACCCAAACCCAACCCCAACCCCAUGGAGAUACUGUAGCUCCUCCUGUCGAUGUCGAGGUUGACGACGAGGAGGACGACGAUGACGCUGACGACGCUGAUGCCGAAGCUGACGCCGGCGACAAUACGGAACGUCCCAAGCUAGACGAGGGCUUCUAUGAAAUCGAAGCCAUUCGCCGUAAAAGGGUUCGGAAGGGUCAGCUUCAGUACCUUAUCAAAUGGCGUGGUUGGCCCGAGACUGCCAAUACUUGGGAGCCCUUGGAGAAUCUCCAGUCCUGCUCUGAUGUUAUUGAUGCAUUUGAGGAGAGCUUGCGACUGGGAAAGCAUCGAAAGCGAAAGCGCAAGCAUGGGACUCCCCAUACUCAACCCAAGAAGAGGCAGCAGCGUUCUUCAUUCACUGCCUACAAUGAUACAGGUGUUGAGAUUGUUGACAUUGACAAAUCCCUGUCCUCCGCAGCUCUUGACAAUUUGAGCCUUGCUCACCUUCCUGCCCUCCCACACUCUCUGAGUUCUGCUUGUGAGGAAGACCACACUAGGGAUGCAAACAGUGCUGAAGCAGCCAAGAAAGCCAAUAUUGAGAAUGGGUAUGUAAAUGUUUCUCAACAGAUUGUUGAAAGGAGAGAUGAAAAUGAGUAUGAUCCAAAGCUAAGUGAGCUUAAAGUAACAACGUCAAGUAACAAUGUGGAUAAACUAGCCAUACAUUUUCAAGAUGCCAAGGCUUCUGAAGGUAAAGGCCCCAUUGAUGGACUUUCUAAGGUUGAUAGUUUGGAACCAGUUCAGAGCAAUCGAAGUAUUGGAUCUAGGAGAAGGAAGUCUGGUUCUGUGAAGAGGUUUAAACAAGAGCCACACAUAUGCGAACUGGUUGUCGAACAAAAUGCAACAAGCAGAAACAGAAUUGUGUCUGGUGGCAGGGUUGAGCUCGUUGGGGUUGAAUAUCCUGACACUACAGGGGAGAAUUCAAGCCACAAGAAUAAGAUUGAUGAAUCAAAAAAUGCAUUGCGUAUCACCAAGAUUAUUAAGCCGAUAGGCUAUUCAGCUUCAGUGUCAAACAACAUCCAGGAUGUGUCAGUAACCUUUAUGGCCAUGGGAUCCGAUGGGAGGGAGGUGAUGGUGGAUAACAAGUUUCUCAAGGCUAACAAUCCACUUCUGUUGAUCAACUUUUAUGAGCAACAUCUUCGAUACAGUCCUACAUUGUGAUGGGACGAAGGUACAAAUGGAGGAUAAGCUAGCUGGAUGUGCAUCUUCUAUGGUGUUAGCUGUAUACAGUGUAUUAUUCUUGUAGUUGCAGGAGAUAGUGCAGGUUAACAAACGAAAUUUAGUGUAAAACUAAGUUAUAUACCAUCAAACUAGUUCAUAUACCGGUAGCCAAUCUGCCUAUUCUCUUUUUUGUUUCUCAUCUGUAUGACUAUGUCAUCUGCGUAUUUAACAUGGAGAUUGGAGAUAACUAGAGGGCAUCUCCUCGUUUUGUCAAGUGAAUUUAUCAUGUCAUCUCUGGAUAUUAACAUGGAAGUGAUUGGAAAGUCAUGUUUCUCCC